AAAUUUUUUGCUCUGAGUCAAGGACGAACGAGUUGUACCAUUGAGUUGACUGAAAGGGAUCUACAUCUAAGCAACGCAUUGCAAAAUUCUGUGCAUCUCAGGCUAAGCCGACCAACAAAUCAACAUGGAUAAAUUUCGUAUGAUGUCCCAGAUUCUCCAAUCCAACCAAGAGUCGUUUAUGAAUGGCAUAUGUGGAAUCAUGGCUCUGGCAAGCGCUCAACUCUACACAUCUUUCGAAUUCAACUGUCCAUGCAUGCCAGAAUACAACUACUCCUAUGGGAUAAGCAUGCUGGUCAUUCCACCCAUAUGGUUCUUCAUGCUGGGUUUCGUACUGAACAACAACGUAUCCAUGUUGGCGGAAGAAUGGAAACGGCCAAAGGGUCAAAGAAGGAAGGAUCCCAGUGUCUUGCGCUACAUGUGCGUCUCCAUAUCCCAGCGUUCCCUCAUUGCACCGGCUGUCUGGAUUUCAGUAACGCUGAUGGACGGUAAAAGUUUCUUGUGUGCUUAUAGCAUGGACCUGGAUAUGACUGAGUUUGGAAAAAAUGCAAGUGGGCUUUCAGAUACGGAACUCGCACAGACGCUGGCCAAAAUCCCAUGCAAACUUAUAUUUGACAGCCCGCAUGUCGUAUCAAGAGAGGCAGCGACCAGAUACAUACGGUGUAUUUCACAGGCCUGUGGAUGGGUCUUCCUGAUGAUCAUUACAACCAUUGCAUUCUUGGUCCGAGCCAUCCGGCCCUGCUUCACACAAGCCGCCUUCCUCAAAACGAAAUACUGGUCCCACUACUUAGACAUUGAGCGCAAGAUGUUUGACGAGACUUGCACAGAACAUGCCAAAAGUUUCGCCAAGAUCUGCAUCAAGCAGUACUUUGAGGGCGUAAGCGGUGAGAUUCCCAGCUUGUCCACUCAAACACGUGUGGAUGACACCGUGGACGGCGAGGAAAAACCUCCUACUGAAGAAGACAAACUUUAUGGCGUUCGUCGACAGGACUCUAUGAAUAAAGUACUAUUGGACUGGCACGCGUGCAAGCCUCCCCUCACUCUGAAAAAGUUUGCAGAAGCUACUGGACCAAAUGGCAUUGCUGAUAAAAAUCAUUUGAAUGGCCUAAAGCGUGGUUAUGUAAAUCCAGGCCUAGAUGUUGGGCAAAAUGAAUUGGACAGUGGGUGUAAUAAUGCUAACAUUCAUCCAAAGAAAAAUGGUUUAACAAAUAGCUAUACAAACAACAGCACAUGCCAGAAUGGACUUACUAACAAUGGAGUCUCUUCUCCAAGCAGUGCUCAGCAGAAACCAUGGGCAGUGUAUUACAGUAAAGUCUGAGAUUGUUUCGGCUCAGACAUGUUUUUUUUUAAGAUUUACAUUAAAAACCACUUCCGUUGACAUUGCAUUAGUGGUCCUAUGCCAGUAGAUUUAAAUGUUUAGUUAACCAGAGACUGAAAGCACUAAAUUAAACUAAACUAAAUUGACAAUUUUGAGCCUCCUUGGUUGUGGCAGAAAGUUUUCCAUUUAUUUCCAAAUAGAGAUUUAAAAAUGAUCA
Molecule: messenger RNA, 1532 nt
Organism: Triplophysa dalaica
Lineage: Eukaryota; Metazoa; Chordata; Actinopteri; Cypriniformes; Nemacheilidae
Gene: calhm1b
Product: calcium homeostasis modulator protein 1
Exons: 3
Coding region: 125-1315 (396 amino acids)
Molecular function (GO): monoatomic cation channel activity
Source: RefSeq, a predicted model, not a curated record